Leptidea sinapis is the source of this 4730-nucleotide messenger RNA. Its product is annotated as opsin, ultraviolet-sensitive-like. Gene Ontology annotation, molecular function: G protein-coupled receptor activity. Gene Ontology annotation, cellular component: membrane. Gene Ontology annotation, biological process: G protein-coupled receptor signaling pathway; visual perception. The record is from RefSeq and is a predicted model, not a curated record. Lineage: Eukaryota; Metazoa; Arthropoda; Insecta; Lepidoptera; Pieridae. Bases 43 to 1698 code for a protein of 551 amino acids. The transcript is spliced from 3 exons.
GCAGCUCGGUCGCGUUUCAAUCCAACGCCAAACUCGCGCAACAUGAUGCAUACGAAACUCGUUCUUAUCAUCAUACCAAUAAUAGCCCGCUGCGAUAUAACUUUCUCAAUACUAAAAGACGAUUUCGACGUGAAGUGUGUUAAUAAAAAAAUUGUCCAAACCAAACCAAUAAGUUAUAGUGUUGUGUGUCUGGAAAAUAUUAAACUUUGGAAAAGACGAAAACGGCUUAAUCGGAUGUUUGAUGAGUUGAAAGUUAGUUUGAAACGUAAGCCGAUGGAAUAUGUGUUCGACUUAAUGAGUACUUCUGUAAAUAUUGAAUCCAAACCGCAGAAUGAGUCUGACCUGAUAGCCAGGUUCAAGGAACGGUGGCCGAUUCAUCUUUGGCGUCGAUUCCUGUUUACGGAUGAAUUCCUGGUGUGUAUCAACGAACACUGGCUGGGUUUCCCGCCACCAGACCCUGAGUAUUAUUACAUUCUUGGAGGACUAUACGUUGUUAUGGCUGUUAUAGGAUGUUCAGGGAAUGCAGUUGUUAUUCUUAUGUACUUCAGAUGCAGAUCACUUCGUACUCCUGGCAACAUUCUCGUGGCCAACCUCGCUCUCAGUGACUUCCUAAUGUUAGCCAAAACACCAAUUUUUAUCUUCAACUCCUUCAAUCUUGGACCAGCUCUCGGAAAAUCAGGUUGUGUAUUCUACGGCUUUGUCGGCGGUUUAAGUGGUACCACAUCGAUUGCUACUCUCACCGCAAUAGCGCUAGACCGGUACUGGGCAGUCGUGCAUCCUCUAGAUCCUCUGAGAGCUCUCACAAUUAUUAGAGCCAGAUUAUUCGCGCUAGGUGCCUGGGUGUACGCAUGCAUCUUCUCCAUGAUACCAGCUUUAGACAUAGGAUAUGGACAAUAUGUUCCCGAAGGCUUCUUAACGAGCUGCAGUUUCGAUUACCUCACAGAGAAACUACCACCGAAAUAUUUCGUUUUCACGUUUUUCUGCGCUGCCUGGCUUGCGCCUUUAUGCAUCAUAUCCUUCUGCUACACGAGAAUUCUUCAGAUCGUCUCUGGUAAAAGAAACUUGACUGCAAAAAAUCAUGAUAAGAAUAUGUCUUCCCGUCAUGUUAAAGAGCAGGUUAAACGCAAAGCAGAAAUCAAACUCGCAGUUCUAGUGAUUGCAGUUAUUGCCUUAUUCUUCGUUUCCUGGACGCCUUAUGCAAUUGUUGCACUACUAGGGAUUUUUGGCAAGAAAGAUCUCAUAACUCCAGCUAUAUCGAUGAUCCCAGCAUUGUUUUGCAAGACAGCUGCGUGCAUCGAUCCGUUCAUAUACAUAAUUACUCACCCGAAGUUUCGAAAGGAAUUUCAAAAGAUGUUGUUUAGAGACAAAUCUCGGCGUAUGAGGGAGACAUUUAAAAGUAACGUUUAUUAUACAGAAACUAGUAAAAUGCAGGUUACUAAAGAACUGAGUGAAACUGACGUCGAAGAAAUUGAAAUGAAAGACAUUCCAUAUCAGAAUGAGAUGAAUGGCAAGACUAUGGUUAGCGUGAAUACGGUAUCAUCCAAGGUGUCGCAUAGACAGAACUCACAACGGUCACAAAGAAGUGCUAGCAUGAAAAGUUUGGAGGAAGACCUUGUCAGUCCGCCAUCAUGGUAUACAAAACCACAGUUCACAAAGUCGAGAAGUUUUAGCCGAAAAUCUACAAAAAGCUCUUGUUAACUAUUUAAUAACAAUCUAUUAGCUGUUGUGAAGAUUUAUAGUACAUUCAUGUAGUCAAAUGAGUUAUCACGUUCAAUUCACAUGUAGAUUACAAAUUAAUUUCUGCAGAUAUUAAUGCGUAAAUAUUUCAUGUUUCUCCGUUUAAUAGCUAAGCACAUAAGGUUUAGUGGUUUAUUCUUAGACAUUCAUAAGAUUUAAAUACAUAUAUUGAAAUAUAGACAAGUUCUGCAUUAUAAACUCAUUGCAAUAAAUAUUUAUUAUGUGUAACUAGAUUAAACCUAACGUUUGGAAUAAUUGAAAGAUCUUUGGCAGACACAGUUCAUGUUUACUAUUCUUAGCACGAAUGAUUUCAAAUAUUGGAUAGUAACUGAGAAUCGCUAAGUUGAAAAUAUCGUAUCGAAUAUUUUGUACAUCUUCAUAUAAAAAAUUACCGGGUUUAUUUCACACAGUUGUUGAAUUUCGUAAGUAACCAAAUGUGAAAAAUAUCGGUAUAUACAAUAAUCUCCAACUAAUUACAUUAAAUAUUAAUUUUAAAUCUAAUUCUAAAUGUUAUUGCACUUACAGGCAUCGACCACAUACAAAUAUUAAGUUUUAUUUGUGCAGCAUAAGAACUUAUGUUGAGAAAUACAAUAUAAUUUGUAUCUGUAAAGUGAACAUUUAUGAAAAUAAACAAAACUCAUUUUACUCAAGGCAGAACUAAUGUUGUUUUGUCUGCCUUGAUUAUUUCACUGCACGUCCCUGCAUUUUCUAGUCGGGUCAUCAGUCUCAUAGACAGCUGUUGUCUAUUACCUUUUGUUGUUUGUGUCGCUUGUCGACAGCACAACUAAUCUUGAAAUCCCGAUUAAAUGAUGUUUAAUUAACAUUAUAAGUUUUAUAACAUUAUAUGAAUGUUAAAUUACCUGUGAUUUAGAGUCAAUUCAAGUUAAUUUUAAUUAAAUAUGAAUUUUUAUCUAAAACAUUUUCAAGUUCAACCACCGAAGCUCAAAUCAAUAUUAAUAUCCCACGUACAAUAAACAGCUAGACUCACAAUCACACUCAAAAAUUGUCUGUAUCAACAAUUUGCCUACGCGUCUAUUACGCAGUAUUUUCGUUCAGUUGUGUUUCCACCGUGCUUUGAAUACAUCGUCGCGCAAUGACAAUGUUCAGUAUAUCAAUAUAUAGUUAUAUUUUGCAUUACAGCAUAUUAUCCAAACUCAAAAAGGAUGUCGUAUUUCAGGUAAGUGCAAUACGACCCUUUAAAUUAACAAAAUUGUUAAAUUAAAAAAUUAUCUUGACUUUUUUUAUAUAUGACUUUGUUAUGAUUUACCUCCGUCUAUCGCGUGACCUAGUGUUACUACUUCUAAUGAGAGUAUACAAUCGACUUUGAACAUUACUGCCACGAAAUGAGGUCUUAAUUUGCAUGAAAAUUUUAAUGUUAUCUGUAUACGUAUAUACAACGCCGCUCGAACAUUUUUGACGACCUUUUAAUAGGCGAUUGGUAGUCUAGUUGUUUAUAGUCCGUCAAUGCAACUUCCUCAAAAUCUAACUAACAUUCUUUAAAUUAUUGUACCUACUCAAUACCUACUUAUAUAUCUAGCCCGUUCAUUGCUAACAGUUGAAUCGAGAAUUUUCGUUCAAAAACCAUCAACUGGAACUUUUUGAUCCAGCCUUCUGAACCUUCCAAUAGGAUUGGCCUGAGCAGGCUCUUGUAUCCCUGGGACAUCAAAAAUACAAUGUCUGCAUGUAACGUGACAAAUGAUAAUAUCUUUACAUUGUCCCAACCUCUUUUAAUAAAUUUAAGAUCAAUUUAUCCAGUAGUUACCUACAGCAAUAGCGUGUACAAAUAAAACAGACAGAUUUUUUUUCAUUUUUGUGUUCAGCUACCUCCCACUAUCAUAAACAAUCAAAGAAUAUGUAAUAGUAUACAAUCGGGUAUUGGAAAAAUAUGCUAUGUACAGACAUGUUGCCUCUAUAGUCUUAUUAUAGUAUAGAUUACAAUGUUACCCAUAGAACAAUGACGAUGAUAAUUGUAGCAGGGUAUUUAGUAUAGAUCAUAGACUUAAAUUACAUUAAAUACAGCGUGUAGAUGACAUGAAAUGCCUGGUAAUUCAAAUUCAAAUUCCUAGCAAUGCAUGACCAAUUUUGUUUUGUCAAUGCAAUAAGAGUUCUAUAGAUAUUAUCAAUGACGUUCUAUCAUAUCAUAGACAAAUCACAUAUUAUAUAAACAAAGGUUUUGUUUAAAUUUCGAACUAGCUUAAAUAGAAAGCUGUCUAAUGAAAAAAAUACAACAAAACGCAAAUACAACAGAACACUUAAACGCGGGAAAAGUUAUUCUUGUUCGUCAUUGAUUUUGAAAAGUAAUUGUAUUUGACAAAAUAUAAUUAAUUUGACAAUGAUAGUUUUAACUUCCGAGCUAUAUUUCAGAAAAAUUCUACACAAGCCUCGGCCACAACUACACGAUCGUCCAUCAAUGCCUCUUUUGCUGUCUCCGCUGCAGUAACGUAUUAAGUACCUAUAUACUAAAUUUAGUAGUAAAUAAUGAUAAAGCGAACGAAAAAUGAAUAUUCACUGUAAAAAAGUAAUUGUUGGUCGCUUCCCUUAUUGAUACAGGUAAACAACAUAUGAAUCCAUAAUUGAAAAUGAAAUGUUAAUGCAUACAUAAUGGUUCGAUAAAACGAUUGGUAAUGAAUUAUUUUAACUGCUCACUUACCCAAGAAUGUCAAAUAGAACUUUUUUUACAUUACCUUGGCGAUACAUCUUAAAACAGUAUUGAGGAAGAGAUUAUUUUUUUAUUGUGUUUUAAACCAAAUAUGUUGGAUGAUAAAGUGUCAUGUCAAAUUACGAUAUUAUUAUUAGAAUACUUUUACUAUCACUAAGUACGUUAAAAAAUAUUUACUUCACUGUUGAAUCAAAUUUGAAUUAUAUUAUAAUAGGUAAUAGAAAGUAGGUAUCUACGCCUAGCAGUUAUGUGCAUGAAAAAGAUCUAAUAAAAACCUUAAACCUUAUAUAAAUCUUUUAAUUUAGAGUCAAAACUAAACCUAAUGCCAACCUAC